AUGGUGAUGUACUUUAUUAUUUCAAGUUGUUUAGCAAUACUUGUAAAAGGAGUUAUAAGCAGCUUCACUGAAGCCUGGACGACCUGUUUUCGUACCGUAGGUCUGUUUAAUAUUUCAGAAGAUUGCACUGACUGUAUGGAAUAUAAAUUGUGUCCAGCAGCCCUUAACUUGGUUCUGAAUAAAACUGUUAAAGCUGAGAAGACUUUUCGUGAAGCAGUUUGUGACUAUGGAUUAAAUAAUGGGACGAAGAGCCUUAAGGUUUGCUGCUCAAUGUUACAAGAACACGCGGCGGAUGUCCAGAAAUUUAACGUUUUACCAGAUCAGUGUGGUGAAAUCCGGGAAGAUCGUCUCUUUCGUGGGCCUGUAGUCAACUUGUUUGAUUACGAGUGGUUGGCUGUGUUUAAUAAAUCUAGUGGAGACGCGCUUUGCCUACCGAAAUCCCCGGCUCCACACGAUUCAGAUUGGUUCAACAAUCUGGCGUUAACGGUGGGGUGGGGAGCGCCCAACACUGUUCCACUCAAAUCCUAUCUUCGUGGUUUCAAUGAUACAACGUGCAAUGAUUUUUAUAAAAGAUAUCCAGAUUUAAAAAAUAACACUUUUUGCGCGCGGGAUUUGUAUGAUAAUACCAACCUGGAUCCUGGAAGCCCACUUCUUACGCGUUCCACCUAUGGAAAGAUUCCAAUACACGUUCAGUAUGGAAUUUUAUCGCAAGAAGUCGGUAAACAACAUUACAUUUAUACAAAUGUUAAUAAAUAUAUGGCUUGGAUUCUGAAGGCUCUACGGGAUUUAGACUAA
Messenger RNA from Pieris macdunnoughi, 795 nucleotides. The record is from the annotation of a GenBank genome assembly. Lineage: Eukaryota; Metazoa; Arthropoda; Insecta; Lepidoptera; Pieridae.